This is a messenger RNA of Corvus hawaiiensis (hawaiian crow), 6407 nucleotides long. It is a transcript of the gene LRTM2, whose product is annotated as leucine rich repeats and transmembrane domains 2. The record is from RefSeq and is a predicted model, not a curated record. The coding region runs from base 5053 to 6165 and encodes 370 amino acids. The transcript is spliced from 5 exons. Gene Ontology annotation, cellular component: membrane. Lineage: Eukaryota; Metazoa; Chordata; Aves; Passeriformes; Corvidae. Gene Ontology annotation, molecular function: protein binding. Gene Ontology annotation, biological process: positive regulation of synapse assembly; axonogenesis; regulation of presynapse assembly.
GCUGGAUCAGAAAAUGUUAUCUCAACCUCCAUGUAGAACCCCCCUCCACAUCUCACUUGGUUACCAAUUUUUGCCAACGGUGUGAGAACAACAAAAACAUCACCCUGUGGCAAGAAAAAGAGGAGGAAACUGGGUAGUCGGCUCACGUGUCCCUCCUCUGAGCCCCUCUCCCACUCCCUCACCCGCUUCCCUUCUCAGCUGCCUCCGUUUUGCAGGGAGGAAACAUGCACGUGGUCUGUCGCGUUCAGCAAGACUUGGAGAAGAUGCUGGCACACACAUGGCUGGAUUUCUUCCUGUCAGCUGCCCCCUCAGCUCUCCUCCUGCUGCUGCUCUGGGCCUCCUCCAUAUGCCGCACUCUCACUGUGCUGGGACUUUCCUGUCACUCCUGGUUGGAUAUCCCGGUCUCUCCACCUGCUUCCACAGCUUCCCAAGGAAUUCCACAUCUCCACAGCAAUCUGGGUCUUCCCCAGCAGUGCUACCCUCCCUGUCUCCCCUUCCGAUGCUCUGUAUUUCUCAGAGGAUUUGCUGAGGCUUCAUGCCCUUGGUGUUUCCAGCUCCUCCAGAAUUUCCCAGUCUCAUUAUUGUGCAUUGGUCAGGGAGGCUUGGGAAGCAAAUAGUGUUUUCUGCUUAAGGUAUGGAAUGAGGUAUCAAGAAAAGUGGCCUCUCUCCUGUUUUUGCCACAAGCCUUCAGGAAAACCUGGCUAAAAAUCCUUUAUUCUGUGUAACUUUGAAAAGGCCUACAAAUACUCUUUGCAGGACAGGAGAGCAUUUACAAGCCCAAGUGCAAACGCUGCACUUGAUAGCUUUGAAAAUCCUGAGUGAGUGAGGAAGUGUUGUGGACUAAUGAUGAACUAUCAAAAGCAAGGCAGCUGAAAUUUCAGCCAGCCAAAAUCAGCAGCCAGUUUUACCUGCAUCAUAGUUUACUCCUCCAUAAAAUGGGGAUAAAGUUGAUCUUUCUUGGAGGGUCCUGGGGAAGAAACAUUUUUUACCAUCAACAUAUUUGCACUUCAGAGGUGCCCACAUUGCCAAUCCAAAAAUCAGAAGCUUUUUGACCUUUUCACAUCACAGAGAAAAGGGUGAGGUUUUUAUUCACACCAGGCCAGGAAUGUGGCAUAGUCCCUUACAAGACCAAGUGGGUUUUACACUUUUUCUACUCACUUUACAGCUUUCUGUAUGAGGUGUUUUGCUUAGCUGUGAUUGAUCACUGCAAGUCAGAGGGCACUAUUUCUUCUGCAGCUGUGUUUCUCGUAUGAAUUUAAAAUGUGCUUUCCAUUGAUUGUGACAGCACAACACUAAUGAAUCUCGAACACAUGUGUUAAUAAAUCAGCAAGUGCUGCAAAUGAAGCCCCCAGCUCUUUAGCUUGGAAGCUCACUGCGGCAGUGACACGCACUGGAUCUUUCCACUUACCUUUCCAGUCCAGCUGAGCUUCUCUGCCACCUCUGAGUGCUUUUGCAUUCCAGAGAGGACAAAUGAGGGGCUGCCACUGAAACAAAGUGACCUCUUUCGAUCGAUAAUUUGCACAACUAACAGGUCUGUUGGGGGACCAAGAAUGGGUGAGGUCUCCAUGCCAUCUAAAGCCAUUCGUGCUGUAGUAGUCAGGCCACACAGAUUAUGAGUCUCUGCUGUCAAUUGUCCCUCCAAGGGCAGAUGAAGGAGCAUGCAUAGAACAACAUGCUUUGGUCACUAAAUGCUGGGGUACCACUGUCCCCCUCCAUUAUGGGGUGACAGCAAUAAAACAUGAAUCCUAAAAGCAACAAGGAAAGGGGAAGGAAAGAAGAUAAUCGCCUUAAAGUGUCCUCCAUGCCCUCCCUCAUGCUGCUGCUUUUCUGAUAAAGGCUAAAGCAAUUCAGCACCAGAAAGGGGAAAGGGACUUUGCCAUCAAAGAGAGUGUGGGGGAGGGAUGAAAAGUCUGUGCACACUUUCUGAUAAUUUAUUGCUGGCAUCUGUUGCAGUCUCUGCUACCCACCCUUCUGUAAUAUAGGUCACCCACAUGCCCUGCCAAUGCUCAUAAGCCAGGCUGUUAACGGAGUCUGAUCCCUCAGCCAUGAUCCAAGGGUUAGUGCAAGGGACUUGGAGAGAUAAUCACAGACAGAGGUUGCUGGACUCUGUUUGUGACAGUGUCUCAUCCUAGUGACACAGUCACCUGUGUCUCCAGCUUCAGUGGUGGUGUCUGGAGAAUGGGAUAGAUUUAUCCACCUACCUAGAGCAGAGGCACUACCAGCUCUUACCUCAGCCUUACUUCUGGGGGCCAUUAAACACAAAAUAACACCACCUACAGCUACGGUAAGAGCCAUUCACAGAGCACAUGGCAAGCUUUGGAUAGAAGGUGACACGGAAUUGGGAAGAGUUACUAAGCCAGUGUGUGGAUGCAGUAAACUGAAACCCUCCCCGCCCUCCUAGCAUGAUCCUUGGGACCUUCCCCACAAAAGCUACGGCUUUGGAGUGAUACUGCAAACAUUACCAGUGUCUGGGCACAGAGAAGCAAGCACGAGGCAGGAAUAGUGCCUGCUGUAGAUUUUAGGCCCUGGCAAGGGCUGCAGAGUCAUUACAAUCCCUUUUUUUCCCUCCUCCUGCCCCCAGCAGUAAGGUUUGCUGUUCAAUCUAAUUAGGGGAAUCCUCAUUAGAGAGUCCUCUAGAGUCUGACAGCAGGCCAAAUGUCCAAGUGGCACUUCAGCUUGGUGUAUUUUUGGCCACUGGAGCCCAUGGGCCAGAAACGGAUGAUUUCAUUUUUGUUGCUUUGAGCUGAAACUAAAAAAGUUGUCUUUUACUGUCCUAUUUGAAACAGUAAUAAGAAAAGGCCAUCACCAGCCCCACAGGCUACCCUGUUUUCUCCAGAAUCUGGAAAGACAUUCAACUCCAAGCACAUGGAAGAAAGCUCUGGACACCGUGCCCCAUGGAUCAUAGGGCGUUCAGUUGACAUGUUGUUCUAGGGAGAAGGAACCAUCUAGAAAGCCCAUGAGAAAGACUAAUGCCUGGUUUGUGGAGCCCUUGGGUGACUUCAGAGCAUUCAGAGCUUCAGCAGCGCUGACCAGCCUUGAGCCCCCAAACCCAAGCAAUGCCAGGGAAGUUCAGAAGAGAUGGCAUGGUGCCUCUCUUGUUGAGCUGGGGGCACACAGGGAGCACUCCUAGGUCUGGCAGAGUGCUUGCUGCUGGAAAAAUCCCUGACUGUCAGGCUGAAAGCAGCCAGACAGAUCUGGUGCUGCUCUGCAGAGGCUUGAGGUGUGGGCAGGUGCUACUUGCCCCAAGAUGACACGUUCCUAGUGCGGCACUGGCAGUGAGCGCAGUUGGCCUGGUGCUCCGCAGAGCAGAAGGCAUCUCUUGGGCCACAAGAAAACUGCUAAUUAAGUCAGAAUUCAAGACAAGCCAGAGGAAAUCUUUAAAAAAGAAACUCUUAAAAAUCCUCUCUGCCUCCUUGCUCUCUCCUGACUGUGGAAUAUUAAUCACUAAGGGUAUAAUGUUCUUAUGGGCAGUAGAUGCAUAGGAGAAACUGGUUUUCUUCUGGAUCCUUGGAAUUUAAAUUUCUCCAUGAACGUACUUCUUCAAGGUAUAAAUGCAGAAGCCCAUUGACCCUCACCCUUCAGCAGCCAAGAACCUCUACGUAUUCCAAAUCUACUGCUCUGCCACCUGGGCAUAUGUUAUGCUUGGAGAAGCAGGCAGCUUUGUGAAGACACGGAGGUUAAUAAAUAUGGGUUACAGAAGAGUCCCCAGCACAUGUGCAAGCCCAACUCUGUGCACACACUUGUAAAUGUAAGCUAGAUUGGUGACUCUGUGCAUUUGUACAUGAAGGUGGCUGCUUUUAAGUCUUGGAAACACGUAUAUGAGUGCACACAGGGUGGCUGCUAUCUAUGGAGUAUGGCAUAUAUGUGACAUGCUUUAAAAUAAUCUCGGGUUUAUCAAGGCCCCUCCAUCUUUGUGCAUGUUGCAGCGCAGGAGACAGCAUUAAAGCCUGAACAGGUGUUAAUCACUAUGCACUGUAAUAAAUUCUAAACAUAGGGAAAAGGCUUAUUUAUACAUGGCUGCUCCUCCCACCCUGCACUCUCUGCUUGAGCCUUGGUGCUGCUUGAGGGAAAGAGGCGCCCAUGAGGUACCAGAAAUGAGUGCAAGAGCUGGACCUGCCAGAGCAGAAGGAGCUGGGGGUAGAAACCCUGACCCUGUCCCCAUCCUCGUGCCUGGGUGUUCCAGCCUUGCCCUCGGACCCCACCGUCACCUGGGGAUGGCGUGGAUGGAUUGCACAGGGCACGGUGGGAGAGACACCAGUGCAUGGCCUGAGCGGGGGCCCGGGCUGAGGGGACACUGCAGAGGGAAACCGUGUCACAAAGCACCCGAGGAAGCUGGUUUUGGUUUGUUUUUUGUUUUUUGGGUUGUUUUUUUUUUAAUUGCUUAGCCCCCCUAAUUGGAACCAAGCCAGCUGAUACAGAUGGGGUGUUACAAAACAGAGCCAAAAGGCAAGAGCACAAGGAACAGAGCUAUCUAUAACCCUGACAAAGUUAGACGGAGUGAAGGUGGGGAAAGAGGGAAAGGCAGAGCAUGGCAGGCGGCUGCCCCUGAUGCUGAGAGCAAGGACGUGAUCAUUUGGCAACAGGAUUUGGAGCUGAUCGACUGGCGCUAUCCAGCAGGCAGAUAAGGCUCUGUGGCUGUCAGCUUAACUCUGCCGUUUAUUCCAGUGCUGUAGGGAGUUAAAUAGAGCACACGGAAAGCUUGCUGCUGGGGAGUGAAAGUCAAGGAGGGAGAGGGAAGGAAGAGGCUGUAAUUGGGCAGUGUCCGGGGAGUCGGGUGGAAGUGGCUGCAGGCAGAACCCCUCCAGUCUCCCCCGCCUCAGGUCCUUCCUUCUCCUUCUCCUCCGAGGCUCGCUUGCUCUUCAGCUCCUGCAGUUGCUGCAGUGGGAAAUCCCCAAGCUGAAGCUGUGCUGCUCUAGCCACCACAUCCAUUUUACCUUAAAACAGACAGGAAGUGCUGGAUCUGGCAGGCAGGCUACAAGGUCAUUCCUUCUCCCUUUGGGGCCGUGUGCCAGGCUGGCUGUUGGAUGUGAAGGCACACUGGAGAAGACAACGAUGCUGCCUACAAGUGCUGGCCACCGGUGGAGGAGCAGGUUCCUCAUGAGCUGGCAGGAGGCUUGUCUGCUUGGCUGCUGGCUCUCACUAUGUGCUGCUGAGUCCUUCUUUGCUUGUCCUUCCUCCUGCAAGUGUAACAGUGGCAACCUGGAAGUGGACUGUAGUGGCUUGGGCCUCUCUUCCAUUCCCUCAGACAUCCCCACAAACACCAGGACCUUCCUCUUUCUCAACAACAAACUCAGCAUCCUGCCAGGAGCAGUGUUUUCCAACCUCUCUGCUCUACAGAGGCUGGAUCUAUCCAACAACUUCUUGGACCAGCUCCCUCAGAACAUCUUCAGUGACCUGGGGAACCUCACAGAGCUCCAGCUGAGGAACAACAGCAUCCGGGCCUUGGACAAGGACCUGCUACAACAUACGGCCCUGCUGCGCCAGCUGGACCUCUCCAUCAACGGCCUGGCCCAGAUUCCUUCGGGCAUCUUUGACGACCUGCCUGCUCUCCGCUCCCUCUCUCUCAGGUCCAAUCGCCUGCAGAGCCUAGACAGGGUGACCUUCGAGCCUCUAACCAGCCUGCAGCAGCUCCAGGUUGGGGAUAACCCCUGGGAAUGCGACUGCAACCUCCGAGACUUCAAGCACUGGAUGGAGUGGUUCUCCUACCGAGGUGGGAAAAUCGACCAGCUGGCCUGCACCUUGCCCAAGGAGCUGAAAGGAAAGGACAUGCGGAUGGUGCCCAUGGAGAUGUUUAACUACUGCUCCCAGCUGGAUGACGAGAACAGCUCUACAGUGCUGGACAAUACUGGCCCACCUUGCACUAAAGGAAGCCCAACUCCUUCCAAAUCUAAAUCAGGCCCAGAAACAGAAGUGGAGCCCAGUGUGGGAUGCCCUCAGAAACAGCGGUACAGGCCUGUGAGCGUGCGCCGGGCUAUCGGAACUGUGAUCAUUGCAGGGGUGGUUUGUGGCAUCGUUUGCAUCAUGAUGGUGGUGGCAGCUGCCUAUGGUUGCAUCUAUGCCUCCCUCAUGGCCAAGUACCACCGGGAGCUGAAGAAGAGGCAGCCACUCAUGGGUGACACAGAGGGUGAACAUGAAGAACAAAAACAAAUCUCUUCUGUGGCGUGAAACUGUUCUAGGAAGGAAGGGACAGCGAUGAAAAAAGGUACCUGAGAGCAGUCAAGCAUGGGGUCCUCCCAAAAUACAUCUUCCCAGACAGACUGUGCUAUUGCUCCACUCACCCAAGUAGUACAACAUGCUUCUGGGGGGUCAGGGCACCUGGCUCAAUUUCUUUUCCUCUGCCCCAGGCCCAUUUUGUGCCCUUUCACCCUUGGGCCCUCCCAGACAAAUAAAGUAGAGUCAGACCUCGA